Penicillium subrubescens is the source of this 2178-nucleotide messenger RNA. RefSeq lists its product as uncharacterized. Lineage: Eukaryota; Fungi; Ascomycota; Eurotiomycetes; Eurotiales; Aspergillaceae. The coding region runs from base 1 to 2178 and encodes 725 amino acids. Gene Ontology annotation, molecular function: DNA-binding transcription factor activity; transcription cis-regulatory region binding. Gene Ontology annotation, cellular component: nucleus. The transcript has 4 exons. The record is from RefSeq and is a predicted model, not a curated record. Gene Ontology annotation, biological process: positive regulation of transcription by RNA polymerase II.
AUGAGCCCCGACGCCUCGACGCGAUCCUCUGCUCUUCGGCUUCCUGCACGGGCUCUUCACUCGCGUGCAGUCUAUCCAUCGCAUUGGCGUCAAUUGCAAAGGCACCGGGGCCACGGCCAAAGCGCAAAUCCCGUGGCCGGGGCCUCCGUGCGACAACCGGGUGUGUCAUCUGCAAACGACGACAUGUCAAGUGUGACGAGGUAUGGGUUGAACUCCGUUCCCAGACGGCCUGAACAUCAUCUGGCUCGACCCCAUUGUGGUCCCUGUGCAAAGGGCCUGCGACCGUGUAUCUACGCACCCCAAAGCACGACUGAUGCUGCCACCACAUCCACCAUUCUCACAACCACUUCAAAACCAGCGACGCCCCUCGUCUCCACGCCGCAACUCGGCUCAAGAUCAUCCAGAGGGGAGGCACAGCCGCAUUAUACCACAGCAGAGCAACAUGGGCCCCUGCAAGUCCUGGUCGAUGCCUGCCACCAGAAGCAGCCGAUGCAAGACGAGAAAUCACCACACGACGGUCGUGAGAGGAUCGAGAGACUUGAAAGAUCGUUUCUCUACCCUGACAUACAGCAACGACAGCAAUCGCAGUAUCAAGCUGCACCCAUCUCCCCCUCCCCGAUCAUUCCUUCCGCCAAUUCCCCUUAUGGCUAUGUCUCCUCUCCAGGAACGGAAAGCUCAGCAUCUACUCGAGUAGCACCGCUCAGCUGGUUUGAGCUUUUAGCAACUGAUGCUGCGAAUGCCAACGAUCGGUUCCUUCUGUCGCCGCCGCAACAAUUCCCGCGCACCCAUCGAGAUCCUGUCGACUAUCCAGAGGAUCGCGAUCAAACCGGGGAAGAUCCCCGUCACAGUUCAAACCUGCGGCCUCGGAAUCUUCGGGAAAGCGAAAGCUUUUAUGCAGCGGCCUUCCGACGCGACGCUGGGAUCGAGCAACGACUUGCACCCCAGCAGCCUACGGGGGAUGGAGAUUCGGUGAUCUCGGAUGGUCCAUCCUCCUGGACCACUUCCUCUCCCGUCCAAUUAUCCAGUUUGGAACAUUCUUUGUUUACCCACUUCGUGCGCGUUUCGAGCAAGUGGUUAGAUUUCUAUGAUCCGCUCCAGCACUUUGCCUCUGUGGUUCCGCAUCUGGCAUUGCGGAAUGUAGGGUUAAUGAAGGCUUUGCUGGCCCUUUCCACAAGGCACCUGUCUCUUGAAAUGGAGAUGCGAGAGCAGGGGGCGAUGUCGGCAUCGGUGGCGCCCGAUGAUACUUCCUCGACUCGAUCCCAUGCCAUUGACCGUAACCUGGCGGUCCAAUACUACUAUGAAACAAUGCACUACCUCAACAGAGCCAUGCGGCAUCCUUCAUAUGCCCGCAGUCAUGAAGUGAUUGCAACUUCCCUGCUCAUCAGCACAUAUGAGAUGAUUGACGGGUCGAAUCAGGACUGGGAGCGGCACCUCAAGGGCGUCUUUUGGAUCCAACGAUUCCAAGACAAUGAUGGAGAGACCGGUGGGCUUCGAUCCGCUGUGUGGUGGGCCUGGCUUCGGCAAGAUGUAUGGGUGGCCAUGAGGGAGCGGCGUCGCGUCUUUAGCUUCUGGCAGCCGAAACGACCACUGUCAGUUUUGACAGCUCCUGAGCUGGCUACUCGAGCUACCUAUCUUCUUGGCCAAUGCGUCAACUACGCGUCCAAGGAAGAGCAAGAGACAUCUGAUUUGUCUCGGCGCCUUGAACGGGGCAGCGAGCUGCUAUUCUUGCUUCAGGAAUGGUAUGAUCAUCUACCUGAAGAGUACAGCCCUCUUCCCAUGGCUUCUGGUACGACUGUCUUCCCACACAUUUGGAUUCAUCCACCAAGUUAUGCGGCUGCGUUGCAGAUCCAUAGUCUGGCAAGGGUCUUGGUUAUUCUUCACCGUCCUUCUUCCGGUGGUCUCGACGACUACCGAGCAGCACAAAAGCUGUUGACCUUGUCAGUCAACACAAUAUGCGGAAUUGCACGAACCGUUGAUGAGUCAGAACAAGCGGCCAGCAUUGUCUCUCUUCACUGUGUAUUUGGUGCUGGUAUGUGUGUGUAUACCCCUCAUGAACGACUUGCCUUGUUGGAUCUCUUGGACUCCUGUCAGAGGCGUGUGCGCUGGCCGUCAAGAUCUCUGAGGAAGGAACUCGAGCUGGAAUAUGGGAAAGAUGAAUCCGCGAAUCUGGCUAGAUGA